AUGCCCCGUCGCAACACUUUUAAUGUUCUCAAGGGUAAACUCCAGGGUGUAUUCCAUUCUCAUUCAUCGUCAAUAAGCGAAAAAGAGCUGAAAGAAUUUAAGGAAAUAUACAAUAAGAAGGUCAACGAAACCAAUAAAGAUAACAAGGAAACAAGCGAGAGUGCCGACACAAGCACAAUCGAAGGCUUAAUCAAUACAAGAGCCAUUACCGAUACUGUUACUGAGACUUUGCCCCCCGAAUCUGUAUCAUCACCGGCACAACUAAUGUCAAGAGUAAAAAGUGCUACAACGUUAAAGAUGGAAACAAAUUCAUCCUGGAAGAAGCAUUCAAGAUCCGUUUCGUUUACUUCGCUGUCUAUUUCUGCUAGUAAUGCUGCGCUAAUGGAUAAAGACAAGAUUCUUCUCGAACCUUAUAAUUAUCUGCUUGCAAAUCCCGGUAAAGAAAUUCGAACAAAACUUAUCGAAGCUUUCGACUACUGGUUGCAAUUACCAAAAGAGCAAAUGAUGAUUAUUACUAAAGUCGUAACCAUGUUGCAUACGGCUAGUCUUUUAAUUGAUGACGUAGAAGACUUCUCCGAGUUAAGACGAGGUGUUCCAGCCGCACAUCAAAUCUAUGGCACACCUGCAACUAUCAACUGCGCGAAUUACGUGUAUUUCCUUGCACUUGACGAACUUGCAAGACUCGACAACCCGCGAGUGUAUCAGAUUUUUACCGACGAACUACUCUCUCUCCACCGCGGACAAGGCAUGGAGUUGUAUUGGAGAGAUACGCUGACCUGUCCGUCAGAAGAGGAAUUUAUUGAAAUGGUAUCCAAUAAGACGGGAGGUUUGUUAAGAUUGGCGAUCAAAUUGAUGCAAGAGGCGUCUGAAUCAGAUGUAGAUUAUGUUGACUUGGUGAACAUUAUCGGUAUCCAUUUUCAAAUUCGUGAUGAUUAUAUGAACCUUCAAUCUCAAAAAUACAUCGACAACAAAGGAUUUUGCGAAGAUCUAACGGAAGGAAAAUUCUCAUUUCCCAUCAUGCACUCUAUUCAAAGCAAUCCUUCUAGUCGCCAGCUUAUUCACAUUCUCAAACAACACACAACUUCAAUCGAACUCAAACAUUACGCCGUAAAGCUAAUGCAGAAUACAGAUUCCUUCGCAUAUACGAGAAAGUAUCUAGCGAAAACCGAAGCCAGCGCUAGAACAGAAAUUGCCAGGUUAGGUGGAAACCCAAUGUUGGAAGAAAUUAUGGAUUUAUUGAGCGUUCCCGAGGAUAGUAAUGUCAAAGUAUCUUGA
Messenger RNA from Paraglomus brasilianum, 1275 nucleotides. NCBI's taxonomy places the organism in Eukaryota, Fungi, Glomeromycota, Glomeromycetes, Paraglomerales, Paraglomeraceae. The record is from the annotation of a GenBank genome assembly.